Messenger RNA from Phodopus roborovskii (desert hamster), 3694 nucleotides. RefSeq names its product integrin subunit alpha E (gene Itgae). The record is from RefSeq and is a predicted model, not a curated record. Lineage: Eukaryota; Metazoa; Chordata; Mammalia; Rodentia; Cricetidae. Bases 43 to 3558 code for a protein of 1171 amino acids. The transcript is spliced from 31 exons. Gene Ontology annotation, cellular component: external side of plasma membrane; integrin complex. Gene Ontology annotation, biological process: cell adhesion mediated by integrin; cell-cell adhesion; integrin-mediated signaling pathway. Gene Ontology annotation, molecular function: integrin binding.
GUGUCACCCAACUCGACUCACACAGCUCCAUCUGCUCCAGCAAUGAAGGGGCUCUUCCUCACCCUAAUCUGCACGACCAGCCUGAUGUCACUGGGAGCCUUCAAUGUGGAUGUGGCCUGGUCCUGGGUCACAGCACUUAAACCGGGUGCACCUUCUGUGCUCAGUUCCUUUCUGCAUCAAGACCCCAGCACCAACCAGACCUGCCUCCUGGUCACCAGGCGAAGCACCAAGAGGACUUCGGCACCCCUGUAUCGAUGUGCCAUAUCCACCAUUUCAGAUGAAAUUGCUUGCCACCCAGUAGAGAACAUCUAUAUGCCAAAGGGCAGUUACAAGGGAGUGACAGUGGUCCGGAACCACCAUGGUGUUUUGGUAUGCAUUCAGGUUCAGGCCCGGCAGCCCAGCAGCCUUAACUCUGAGCUCACAGGUGCCUGCAGCCUACUGAGCCCCAGCUUGGACUUCCAGGCCCAAGCCUACUUCUCUGACCUUGAAAGACUCCUAGAUCCAGGCCUCCAUGUGGAACUUGGUGGCUACUACAGAGGCAAAGGAGGCAGCCCAGGGGAGGAUAAGAAGCCAGCCAGAAGACCCCGGGGGGCUGAGGAGGAAGAAGAGGAUGAAGAGGAUGAAGAGGAAGCUGGCACAGAGAUUGCUAUUGUUCUGGAUGGCUCGGGAAGCAUUGAGCCUGAAGACUUCCAGAGGGCCAAAGAUUUCAUCUCCAACAUGAUGAGGAACGUCUAUGAGAAGAGCUUUGAGUGUACCUUUGCCCUGGUGCAGUAUGGGAAUGUGAUCCAGACUGAGUUUGAUCUUCGAGACAGCCGGGAUGUUAUGGCCUCCCUUGCCAGAGUUCAGAGCAUCGUUCAAGUGAAGAAUGUCACUAAGACUGCCUCAGCCAUGCAGCAUGUCCUAGACAACAUCUUCACUCCAAGCCGUGGCUCCAGAAAGAAAGCAUCGAAGGUCAUGGUGGUGCUCACUGACGGUGACAUAUUUGGGGACCCUCUCAACCUUACAACUGUCAUCAACUCCCCAAAGAUGCAGGGUGUUGAGCGCUUUGCCAUUGGGGUGGGCGAUGCAUUCGAGAAAGCUAAGACUGAUAGAGAACUGAAGCUGAUUGCAUCCGACCCCAAGGAGACCCACACCUUCAAGGUGACCAACUACAUGGCUCUGGAUGGGCUGCUGAACAAGCUGCCACAAAGCAUCAUCCACAUGGAAGGCACAGUUGGAGAUGCCCUUCAAUACCAGCUCGCACAGACUGGCUUCAGCGCCCAGAUCCUGGACAAGGGACAGGUGUUGCUUGGCACUGUGGGAGCCUUUAACUGGUCUGGUGGUGCACUGCUCUAUGACACACAGAGUGGUCGUGGCCGCUUCCUAAACCAGACAGCUGAGGACUCAGGGGCUUCACAGUACAGCUAUCUCGGUUAUUCAGUGGCAACGCUACACAAGGCCCGUGGCUUCUCCUACAUGGCAGGAGCUCCAAGGCACAAGCUGCGUGGGGCUGUAUUUGAGCUCCAGAAGGACAGAGAGGCUACCUUUGUGCAACGGAUGGAGGGAGAACAGAUGGGAUCCUACUUUGGCUCUGAGCUGUGCUCUGUGGAUAUUGACAUGGACGGAACCACGGAUUUUUUGCUGGUGGCUGCUCCAUUUUACCACGUUCGUGGAGAAGAAGGCAGAGUCUAUGUGUACCGUGUGCACGAGCAGGAUGCUUCCUUCUCCUUGGCACACAGACUGAGUGGGCAUCCUGGGCUCACCAACAGUCGCUUCGGCUUUGCCAUGGCAGCAGUGGGGGAUAUCAAUCAAGACAAAUUCACAGAUGUGGCCAUUGGGGCCCCUCUGGAGGGCUUUGGGGCAGGUGAUGGGACCAGCUAUGGCAGCGUGUACAUCUACAAUGGACACUCAGAUGGCCUCCGUGCCAGUCCUUCCCAGCGGAUCAGAGCCUCCUCGGUGGAUUCGGGACUCCGCUACUUCGGCAUGUCCGUGGCUGGUGGCUUAGAUUUCAAUGGUGAUGGCCUGGCUGACAUCACGGUGGGCUCUCAGGACCGGGCAGCUGUGCUUUGCUCACGACCUGUGGUCGACCUGACCGUGUCUGUGACAUUUGUCCCCGCUGCACUGCCCAUGGUCUUCAGUGACAACGUGGACGUAGAACUGUGUUUUGAAGUUGGCUCUUCAAGUACAGCCUUUAAGCCAGGCCUUAAAGAGAUGUUACUCAACUUCACUGUGGAUGUGGAUGUGACCAAGCAGAGGAAGAGGCUGCAGUGUACAAACACGAGCAAUUGUCAGAGCUACCUUAGGAAGUGGAACGGGGAGUCCUCUCUGUGUGAGAGCUUCUGCCUUGUCCCCACGGAGGAGAAGCUUUGUGAUGGGGACUGCUUUUCCAACAUCACCAUCAAGGUUAGCUACGAGUUUCAGACACAUGGAGGAAAGAAGGACCAUCCCAAUCCCAUCCUGGACCACUACAAGGACCCUUCUGCCAUCUUCCAGCUGCCCUAUGAGAAGGACUGCAAGAACAAAGUGUUCUGCAUUGCUGAGGUCCAGCUGACCACCGCCAUCUCUCAGCAGGAACUGGUGGUGGGUAUCACAAAGGAACUGACCAUGAACAUCAGCCUGACUAACUCCGGGGAAGAUUCCUACAUGACAAACAUGGCUCUGAAUUAUCCUAGAAACUUACAGUUUAAGAGGAUACAAAAGCCACUCUCUCCAGACAUUCAGUGUGAUGACCCCAAGCCAGCUGCUUCUGUCCUGAUCGUGAACUGCAAGAUUGGUCACCCCAUACUCAAGAGAUCAUCUGCAAACGUCUCAGUAGUUUGGCAGCUAGAGGAAAGCAUCUUUCCAAAUAGGACAGCAGACAUCACUGUGACCAUCUCUAAUUCCAAUGAGAAGUCUCUGGCCAGAAAGACCCACAGCCUUCAAUUCAGGCAUGCCUUCUUUGCAGUUCUUUCUAGACCAUCAGUGAUGUACAUGAACACAAGCCAGAGCCCUUCUGACCACAAGGAAUUCCUCUUCAACGUACAUGGGGAAAAUCUCUUUGGAGCUGUAUUCCAGUUGCAAAUUUGCAUCCCAAUCAAAUUACAAACUUUCCAGAUUAUAAGAGUGAAGAAUUUGACAAAGACUCAGGUCCACACUGAGUGCACGCAGAGUCAAGAGCGCGCGUGUGGAAGCGAUCCUGUUCAGCAUGUAGAAGAGUGGCAUUCAGUGAUCUGUGAUAUCACAUCUGAUAAAGAAAAUGUAACUGUGGCUGCGGAGAUCUCCCUGGGCCACACUAAGCAGCUACUAAGAGAUGUUACUGAGCUGCAGAUCCUCGGUGAAAUAUCUUUCAACAAAUCCCUGUAUGAGGGGCUGAGUGCAGAGAACCACCGAACACAGAUCACCGUCAUCCUCCUGAGAGAUGAGGGGUCCCACUCUUUGCCUCUCAUCAUUGGCAGCAGUAUUGGAGGCCUCCUGCUCUUGGUUGUGAUUAUAGGCAUUCUAUUCAAGUGUGGCUUUUUCAAAAGAAAAUAUCAACAGCUGAACUUGGAGAGUAUAAGGAGGACCCAGCUGAAGGCUGACAGUCUGCUGGUGGCAGAUUAGAGCCUGCUUCAGUCCCAGAGCCUAGACACUUGGUGUCUGCCUCAGGAUGACCUGGGAACAUGGAACAGAGUGUUGUUCACAGCCACACAUUGUCCCCAUAUUUGUGUUUGUGUGCUGUGCAAAAGGGAAAAUUGGA